Asparagus officinalis (garden asparagus) is the source of this 810-nucleotide messenger RNA. RefSeq names its product probable pectate lyase 16. Lineage: Eukaryota; Viridiplantae; Streptophyta; Magnoliopsida; Asparagales; Asparagaceae. The record is from RefSeq and is a predicted model, not a curated record. Gene Ontology annotation, molecular function: pectate lyase activity.
AUGCAGAUUAGGCUCGAAAGGCCUUUGGUUGUGGGGAGUUUUACUACUAUUGAUGGGAGAGGAGCCGAUGUGCACAUUGCUAAUGGUGCCGGCUUCUUGAUUGAACAUGCCCAUGACAUUAUAAUCCACGGACUCCAAUUCCACAAGCCUCGGCCCAACGCCCCCGGCCCAGUUCUAGGCCCCGCAGCAAAGGUCGAGCCGACCGGCGCAGGAGAUGCCGAUGCAUUCCCGAUAGUAUACUCCUUCAAGAUCUGGCUGGACCAAAGCCUCUACAGCUGCCACGACGGCCUCCUUGACGUCACUCGCGGGUCGACGGGGAUCACAGUGUCCAACAACUGGUUCAGGGACCACGACAAGGUCAUGCUCCUGGGCCACGACGACGGGUUCGUUAGAGACAAAGAUAUGAAGGUCACCGUCGCGUUUAACCGCUUCGGGCCGAACUGCAUUCAGCGGAUGCCCCGGAUCCGACAUGGGUAUGCGCACGUGGUGAAUAAUUUCUAUGAUGGGUGGAGAGAUUAUGCUAUGGGUGGCAGCAUGAAUCCUACUAUCAAGAGUCAGGGAAAUUUAUACGUUGCUGUCGGUAAUAAAGAGGUGAUAUGGAAGGAGGACGGACCAGGAAGAGGGACGUCAUGGAAUCUGAAAUCGGUGAACGACGCCUUCAUAAACGGCGCAUCGUUUAGGCAGGUGGGCAGCGCCGGCGUUUCGCCACAUUAUAAGCCCGACGAGGCGUUCGCCGCCGGAAAUCCAGAUCAGGUUCAUGCACUGACGAGGGACGCCGGUGCGCUCCGGUGUCAUGCAAACGGAUGUUAA